AUGAAUAUCGACUUAAGCAUAAACUUGAUGGAGGACAUGGGCCGCCUUUGCUGGAGCGAACUGUAUUCGGAUGUGGAGUUUCUGGUGGAGGAUCAGCGCCUGCCGGCACACCGUCUUGUAUUGAUCGCAAGGAGUGAAUACUUCAGGGUCAUGCUCAAGGGAGGCAUGGCCGAGUCGCAGGAGCGUCAGAUUCGACUGGAGGUGCCGCUGAACCCAUUUAAGCUGAUUCUAGUCUACAUUUACACGGGAACUCUGACACUGUUCACAGUGGACGUGGAUGUCGUGUUCGGUGUACUUGAAUUGGCCAACUUCUACGGCUUCGUGGAACUCGAGAAGGCCAUAAUCAAACAUCUGAAGAAGAAGCUAUGCAUAGAUAAUGUCUUGGCUACCCUUAAUGCGGGACGCCGCUACAUUCUGCAAAAACUAGAUACAAAAUGCCUCAAGUUCAUCGACAAACAUGCAAAGCAACUACUAAAGCACGAGACCUUCUACUCUCUGCAACAGGAAUCACUCGAGGAAAUACUGCAGCGCAACACGUUCUAUGCGCCCGAGUUGGCCAUUUUUGAGGCGGUGUGGAAAUGGAGCCGCCACAACCCGGAAAAAAACAUUAAAUCGGUAGUCUCCCACAUACGUCUGUCGGUAAUCAAAUCCGUCGAUUUGCUGAAUGUGGUGGCUAACUCGAGAAUUGUCGAGAUGAAACAAAUAACCGAAGCCAUCAUAGAGAGGAGCACCCAAAGUUAUCUGCCCCACCGUUACAGAUGCGUCAAGAAGCAUCGUCUGAGAGUAGAGCACAAAAAUAAGCGAAAGACCUUUGAUCUUGGCAAAAUGUACUUGAUCAACAAGAUCACAAUUAUUGCAAAAUACCAGGUGGAUACACAAUAUGAUUCUAAAGUCAAAAUGCAGGUUUCCUGCAACAAGUUUGACUGGGAGAAUUUGGAAAUUCCUUUGUCGCAGAAUGCCCCAUAUAUGUGUUACGAGCCGAAGAAAAAGAUGCUGUUUUUCCGCUUCUGGGACCGACCCGUUCGCUACAUUCGGGCCCGGUAUCCCUCGCUGGGCUGGGCUGGGCACAUCUUUGACAUUUACACGAAUAUCUCCUGCGCCUGUGCCUUUGCCUACUACGCCUGUCUCUAUGUCUCCGUCGUACGUGACAUUUGGGCAAUUGGCUGUUUGGACAUUUUCAAGUGGUAA
Drosophila guanche is the source of this 1188-nucleotide messenger RNA. RefSeq names its product BTB/POZ domain-containing protein 9-like. Gene Ontology annotation, biological process: circadian behavior; adult locomotory behavior; modulation of chemical synaptic transmission. The record is from RefSeq and is a predicted model, not a curated record. Gene Ontology annotation, molecular function: protein binding. NCBI's taxonomy places the organism in Eukaryota, Metazoa, Arthropoda, Insecta, Diptera, Drosophilidae. The coding region runs from base 1 to 1188 and encodes 395 amino acids. The transcript is spliced from 2 exons.